AUGUUCACCUUUGGCGUUUCUUCCUACUUCCUGUGGACCCAGAAGGGGCAGACAGUGCUGCCGCUUGUGCGGGGGAGCGGGUUUCUUUUAGCCUUUCAACAACUGAACACCUUCUACAGUUAUCAUGUCAUGUCCGCUGCUCACGUCACUUGCCCCGUCAAGUACCGGAAGCUCUACGGGGACACCGUUGGGCUCAAGGCAAUCGGAGAGCGGCACAUUAGCACCCGCCUGCUCAUACCAGAUGAAGCAACACGUAAAGUGCGAUCAUCUUUCGAGCUGGAGUUCAGACAGCAGUACAUGCCGAACACUGAUGUUGCUUCACUGCGUCUGUGUAGGGAGAAGCAGUUCAAGGAGACCAUACAGUCGCCACAGGAUAGCAGUGCCGGCACCACAUCUCCGCUGGAGGUAAUCGAGCCAGAUCUGGAUCCCAUCGAGGAGGGGGAUGAGCUUAUCUUGUGCGGAGUGCAUACGGAGGAGGAGCGAGCAAACCCAAACGACGACGGACUGAUGCUUACCCCCAUGCGUUUGGCAGCCACGUGUAAGGCGGCUCUCUUGUCGCUUGACUACGGUAUCGUUCUGUUAGCCUCCAUCGAUGGCCCAGCCGAGGAGGUAAGAAGGAGCAGCAGCGGCAGCGCGGUUUCUGCCAGCAGCUCAGUCACAGUACCUCCGCUUUCCUUGAGCAUGUGCGGCGGUCCGGUGCUUCGCCGUUCCUCAGGAAGGUGCGUUGGUGUGAUUGCGGCGCGGGUUAUGAAGAACGCGCCACCGCGCGAUCCGCAAGCUGUCUCACUCUACCAGGACCCAUAUCUGGACAUCUCCGAGCACAUCGCCUUACACACGCACUGGCCGCUGGAUGUUGCGUUUGUGCCUAUAGGUGAGUUCUACGACGCUCUCCGUCGCUGCGAGAUGUAG
Molecule: messenger RNA, 909 nt
Organism: Leishmania braziliensis MHOM/BR/75/M2904
Lineage: Eukaryota; Euglenozoa; Kinetoplastea; Trypanosomatida; Trypanosomatidae
Exons: 1
Coding region: 1-909 (302 amino acids)
Source: RefSeq, a predicted model, not a curated record